Xenopus laevis (African clawed frog) is the source of this 2439-nucleotide messenger RNA. RefSeq lists its product as uncharacterized. Gene Ontology annotation, molecular function: estradiol 17-beta-dehydrogenase [NAD(P)+] activity; oxidoreductase activity. NCBI's taxonomy places the organism in Eukaryota, Metazoa, Chordata, Amphibia, Anura, Pipidae. Gene Ontology annotation, biological process: estrogen biosynthetic process; lipid metabolic process. The record is from RefSeq and is marked predicted. Gene Ontology annotation, cellular component: cytosol; cytoplasm.
CCAGAAGUCUCCUUUAACCACAGUGGAGGUUCCAACUUGUUGGUUUUUGCAGACCUGAGGAAAGAGCAGAAUGAAUAUGGUUCAGAAAACUGUGCUUAUCACUGGAUGUUCCUCUGGCAUAGGUCUGGCCAUUGCUGCCAAAUUAGCCAGGGACGAGCAGAAAAGAUUCAAAGUUUAUGCCACAAUGAGAAACCUAGCAAAAAAAGAUGAUUUGGUUGGAGCCACAGAAGGAUAUUUGGGAAAAACAAUGGAAAUCAAAGAGAUGGACGUGUGCUCUGAAGACUCCAUAUGCAACUGUGUGAGGAGCAUUCCAGAUAGACACAUUGAUAUUUUGGUGAGCAAUGCUGGAGUCGGACUCAUUGGCCCAAUUGAAUGCCAAACCAUAGAUGAAAUGAAAACUGUGAUGGAUACAAAUUUCUUUGGACUAGUCCGACUUCUGAAGGAAAUCUUACCGGACAUGAAGAAAAGGAAGAGUGGACAUAUAGUAAUAAUCAGCAGCGUUAUGGGGAUACAAGGUAUCCUGUUUAAUGAUGUCUAUGCAGCUUCCAAGUUUGCAGUUGAAGGCUUUUGUGAGAGUCUGGCAAUACAAGCCUUGAAGUUCAAACUCCAGUUGAGUCUCAUUGAGCCUGGGCCUGUCAUCACAGAGUUUGAAAAAAAAGUGUUUGAAGAUGGAAUGAAAAUGGAUCUUUCGGCUGCAGAUAAGGAAACAGCUGACAUGUUUACUAACAUCUACCUUAAAAAUUACAAAUCCAUCUUCCAAAGUCUUGGCCAGACGGCUGAAGAUGUGGCAGAGCACACAAUGAAGAUAGUGCUCUCUGAAAACCCACCAUUCCGUCACCAGACAAACACAUUGUACACCCCGAUGACAACUCUGAAAUAUGCCGAUCCGAAUGGAGAUCUGCCCAUCGACACAUUUUAUAAGAUGGUCUUCCAGCAUGAUAAAAUUUUCAAUGCCAGUCUUAAUUUCAUUAAGCUUUUGAGAUGGAGGAGUAAAAAAAGCUUUGACCUUGGAAAACCACAGCCACAAUAAUUGCAGUUGAUAAAAACGUCAGAAUUCUUUCUUUUUAAAUAAAAUACAUCGAUGCUAAACUGUCUCUGCAGUGGGAGCACGUAAUUAGUAAUCUACUAUUCAUCAGUUUGGGAUUUGGCUGAAUACUAACAAAAUCUUAACCAUAAUAUGGGCUAGACUCAAAAUAAAUAAAAACAUUUUUCAUCUUUAGUUGACCAAUAUCAAGGUCAAAAGACAUUUAGAACACGUAUUCAGUUUGGCCAGGUGGGCAGAAUUCUGCUGAAUACAUUUCUUGCAAAAAGAGCUGGGAUUCAGCAGAAUGCCAAACUGAGUCCUACACUUAAUUAGAAUGAUCUUUGUUUAAAAGGAGAACUAAAUCCUAAAAAUGAAACUGGAUAUUAAUGUCCUAUUUGAAAUACUGAACUGACUGUGCCAGCCUAAAGGUUCAGCAUCCCUGUAACAAUUAUGACCCCCUGCUCCCCCGGUAGUUCCGCCACUGCAGGUCUUUACUGCCAAAUGGCUGUGUUUGCCUGGGGCUGGUACAGAAUCUCAAAACAUAAUAUGCAGCAUUUCUAGGUUACUUUUUUGUUAAGAUUUAGUUCUCCUUUAACAAAACAGUUGUACAUACAGAGACAAAAUAUUAUCUUGAAAGUGUGUAAUGUAUGAAAGUUAAGAAGCAAACGACUUUCCUCUUGUCCACCAGUAACACUGAAAAGCACCUUUUGAAUUCCCAGCAUACAUGUAUACACUCACAAAGACGCACACACAGGCAGCCCCUUGUGAUGUCGAUGCUUCAUUCUGAGAGGUUUGCUAACUACUAGUCAUGUUGUGCUGCAAUCUGUUUAGCCUGUAAGCCAACCCAUCUGAAGUUAGUUAUCUAAAAUCCUUACUGUAUCACUGAAAGGUAAAGGGACAGACUCAUAGUGCCAAGUGGUUUCAAUCCCAUAUGUUAGAGCAGUGGAGGUUUUGCUGAACAAUUUAACAGAUCCCCCUGCAUUGAGUGACCCAUUUCUAGAUGAAACUUGCUAAGACUGCCUUUACACAGGCAGAACUAUAUUAAUGUUCCUUUAUGCUGAGCUAAAAUGGAACUUAAACACACAGCUUGACCAAAUUCUAGUGUAAUUAUUCAUACAAAUUAUUUUCAGUAUUGGCAGGAAUGUAGUGUUUAAAUGCUCGUUGUUAUAAUAGUUAUAGUGCCUGAUAAAGCUCUAAUGAUGAUUAAAUAUGAUUAUGUAGAAUGUCUAAAAGUUAUUUCCAGGACAUUGCUGCAAGUUUUGGAAAUUGUGUUUUUAUUUUUAAAUCUUUCUUUUCUUUUGUUUAAUAAAUGUUGGCUCAAUUUCUGUUAUGAGAAAAAAAAGUAUGAGAUGGGUCGUUAAAAGAAUGUAUUCAUGUUAAUGAAUGUAUUGAAUAAAAAUUAAUUAAUCAAUUAA